This is a messenger RNA of Xenia sp. Carnegie-2017, 762 nucleotides long. Its product is annotated as DNA polymerase zeta catalytic subunit-like. Gene Ontology annotation, molecular function: DNA-directed DNA polymerase activity. The record is from RefSeq and is a predicted model, not a curated record. The coding region runs from base 21 to 713 and encodes 230 amino acids. Gene Ontology annotation, cellular component: zeta DNA polymerase complex; nucleus. The transcript has 9 exons. Lineage: Eukaryota; Metazoa; Cnidaria; Anthozoa; Malacalcyonacea; Xeniidae. Gene Ontology annotation, biological process: double-strand break repair via homologous recombination; error-prone translesion synthesis.
GAAAUUAAUUGUUGGUGAUAAUGCAAGAAAGACCAUUUUAUGGUUAUCAUGAGAACGAAGAAGAGUUUAUUAAGAUGGAGUUGUACAAUCCAAGAAUAAUUCCCAAACUUGUUGAUCUUCUUCAGAAUGGAGCUAUAUUGAACAAGUCAUUUCAACCACACGCUCAUGUUCCUUAUAUUCUACAGUUUCUAAUUGAUUACAAUCUUUAUGGUAUGAACUUACUUCAUGUAAGAAAAGUUCAUUUUAGAGGAAUUUCUUCAAAAACAGAUAAAAAUCUUUCAUAUAAUAAUAAAUCAAUUCCACUUCAUGGUUCAUCUCCAAAUUCAUUUCUCAAUUUUCCUUCAUCUCAACACUGGAAUGAAGACACUAUUCCUAGAAAUUUAUGCCUGGAUCCUACUGUGAAAAAAGUCAGUCGUUGUGAACUUGAAGUUGAUGUAAUUGCUGAAGACAUCUUGAAUCAAAUAAAUGUUGAAAGUUGUAUUGGUCAUAAUCCUGGUAUAACUGCUAUGUGGGAAGAUGAAAGACAACGAAGACGAGAUAUUGGACUAUCUUCACAAGUUGCUCUUCCUGUUUCACAAGAAGGUAGUGAUGAUGAACAUGAUGAAGAUAUUGAUGAAGAUAAAGAAUCAAUAUUAAUGUCACAGCCAUUUUGGAAAGAUGAUGAAGAAGAACAUGAUUCCCAAAGUUUGGAGGAUGAAGAGGAAAUGGACUGAUAACCUUUACGUAUGUCUCAAGUAGGAUGUCCUGGUGAUAACGAGGUCU